AUGGCAAUCCAGGAGGUAUACCGGGGUGGGGAUGAUUGGCUGUAUGUGAAGAGGGGCCCUGUGUCAUCGCUUUACGAGGACCUACCCGCAGCUAGGGAUGAGGCAACAAACUGGACCACCAAACACUACGACUUCAAAGUAACUAGUGAGCCUCAUUUAGACUUUCAGUGGCUUCGGACACCCGAACCAGACCGCAUCUUCUUGAUUAGUUCUGGUAAUGGCGGUCUCACUCUGAUAGGCCGUGAGUGGAUCGGAUCGUGCUUCAGCCCAACCGACGAGCGUCAGUAUGCCGGCCUGACUACGUUCUACUCGUGCUCCAACUUUUUCUACCUGACGGUUACGGCGGAUUCAGAUGGACAGCGAGAACUGCUUCUUAUGAGUACCCAGCGCUCUCACCCUAAUGGCGAUCUCGACUACCCCGCGCCAGCCGAGCCAGUGCAGGUGUCCAAUGAGGUUUUUUAUGCCCUGGAUGGCGAGAAAGAGCUGAAGAACUUUGGCCUGGUGCUAGACGCCUCGGUUAUCUCGGACGAGUGCGGUGGACCUAGUAGCUUCACAGGGGCCUUUGUCGGUCUAGCUUGUUCCGACCUGACCGGAGAUCAGUUGUCAGCGAUCUAUGACUAUUACACCUAUGAGCCAGUUCAAUACAAGUACGACCGUUACGAGGUCUGA
Fusarium keratoplasticum is the source of this 669-nucleotide messenger RNA. RefSeq names its product Glycoside hydrolase family 43 protein. The transcript has 3 exons. Bases 1 to 669 code for a protein of 222 amino acids. NCBI's taxonomy places the organism in Eukaryota, Fungi, Ascomycota, Sordariomycetes, Hypocreales, Nectriaceae. The record is from RefSeq and is a predicted model, not a curated record.